UAUUAAUAAUUUCUCUUUCUAAAACAAAAAAAAUGGGUCUAAAGAAAACAAGUAGCAGCAAACAACAAACAGCAGCUUUGAAACAAAUGAUCAAAAGAUGUUCUAGUUUUGGAAAAAAUGAGAAUAAUGGUUUCCCUCAUGAUGUUCCAAAAGGACAUUUUGUUGUUUACGUUGGAGAAAAUAGAAGUAGAUAUAUAAUACCUAUUUCUUGGUUAACAUAUCCUCAAUUUCAAAAUUUGCUUCAAAGAGCUGAAGAAGAAUUUGGAUUUAGUCAUGAGAUGGGCAUUACUAUUCCUUGUCAUGAACAUGAUUUUUGUUCACUUAUUUCAAUGUUUAGAUGAAACAACAAAAUAUAAUCUUCCUUUUUUCUUUUUUUUCCCUCUCUCUCUAUUAUAUCAUGCUAUUAUAAAGUACUAAAUAGGCUUUAUUUCACUGACAAAAGGAUAUUCCCAUAUAUUAUAAACUCUUUUUGAGUUUGUAUAUUUGGUUUUAAUUUUCAUCUACUUUAUUGUUGUUAGUUUCAUCAGUGGUGUGGAUUCUGCACCCGUGGAAAUUAAAUCUCUUGUUUCUAUUGUUAUAUAUUAUACAAA
Molecule: messenger RNA, 590 nt
Organism: Solanum pennellii
Lineage: Eukaryota; Viridiplantae; Streptophyta; Magnoliopsida; Solanales; Solanaceae
Product: auxin-responsive protein SAUR50
Exons: 1
Coding region: 33-341 (102 amino acids)
Biological process (GO): response to auxin
Source: RefSeq, a predicted model, not a curated record